AUGUUUGUGUUUGAUUGUGGUAGAAUGGCUCGGAGGAAUACUAAAAUAUUUCAUUUCAAUAAAAAAGAUGUAAAGGAGUAUUCCAUGGCUGAUAAUAGUGAUCAUGAAGAUGCACUAAUCUUGGUUGAAGAAGAUCGGGCGUUCAUUCUCCAGGAUAUGGAAGCUGGAGUAUCUAAAGUUAUAAUUGAGCUCACAGGUGCACCAGAUUCCACCCCAGGACCAGAUCUAACUCAUGGCCCUUCAUCAUAUCUUGAUUCGCCAUUGAGUAGUGCAGUACCGGAGUAA
Messenger RNA from Parnassius mnemosyne (clouded apollo), 285 nucleotides. NCBI's taxonomy places the organism in Eukaryota, Metazoa, Arthropoda, Insecta, Lepidoptera, Papilionidae. The record is from the annotation of a GenBank genome assembly.